GCGCUCUCGACUCUCGUGGUUGUCUCCAUCCGCCCCUCAACUCUAUCAUGUCACCAGGUCCAGGGCAGUUUGAGCCGGCCGACGUGCGUAUGUAUAUACUCGCCAACGUCCCUUCUUUAGCGGCAUCUCGAGGAAGUUCGUUCCAGUCAACGAUCAAUCAAGUCGGCAACGAGAACCCAGCAUGUGGGACAGCAGUAGUGUUAUCACUUACAGCAACACCAACAAGGUGACCCUCCGGCAACGUCUGUGCUUGGUUACCUGGGGCUGGUUUACCAUCUCCAUGAGCACCGGCGGCCUCUCUAUUCUCCUCUAUAACCAACCUCAUCAGUUUACGGGGCUCAAAACAAUCGGCAAGGUCUUCUACAUAAUGAACCUGGUCGUCUUUCUCUUCAUCUGUUCGUGCUUGACACUCCGGUUCACCGCAAACCGGUCAGCCCUGCGCGAAUCCUUCCAGAGCCCUACUGAAUCCUACUUCAUCGGCACCUUCAUGUUGGCCAUCGCAACCAUCCUGAUGGGUGCUGCUGAUUACGGCUCACCCUCCUGUGGACCGUGGCUGCAGGUGGCGCUCCGUGUGCUCUUCUGGAUCUAUCUGGCCGUCUCGUUCAUCGCAGCCAUCGGCCUCAAUAUAUGCCACUUUCACUUCCGAAUGGGCAUGAAGGAGAAAAUGGCCAUCGUGCGCGUGCUCCCUUACUUCCCGACCAUGCUUGGCGGCACGGUUGCGUCCGUACUCGCGCAGCACCAGCCGCCGAAACACGCCAUUACCAUGACAAUCGCCGGCAUCACGAUGCAGGGACUUGGCUUCCUGGUCUCCCUCUUCGUCUACUCCGAGUACAUCUACAAUCUCAGCCGAGACGGCCUCCCAGACCCGGCCAUCCGCCCGGAAAUGUUCAUCGCCGUCGGCCCCCUAAGCUUCACCGCCAUUGCCUUCAUCGGCGCAGCGUCGGUCGCACAGCAGCUGUUCCCAGCGCACUACAUCGAGGCUGCCAAGACCGUGAACACGGCAGACGUCGCCAUGGUUCUGGCCGCUUUCUCAUCGAUUUUCAUGUGGCUUCUGGCUUUCUUCUUCUUCUCCCUCGCCAUCAUGUCGUUGCUCGCUAUCUACCGCUCGCUGCAUUUCUCGCUCGUCUGGUGGAGCUGCAUAUUCCCCAAUACGGGGUUCAUCAUCGCUACUAUCCGAAUCGGCACCGUCCUCCAUUCCCCGGGUAUCCUCUGGGUGUCGAGUGCCAUGACCAUCGUGCUGGUCGCGGCCUGGUUUAUCGUCGGCGGACUCACCGUUUGGUCGACGUUUGCGCGGCGAUUACUCUGGCCUUCGGACAAGGAGAAAUGAAUUUUUUUUUUUACGGCUAGUAUAAAAUAUAACACAUCGAUAACGUCAUGAUGGAGUUCGGGAAAAGGUUGGAAAGAAAAAGAAUCGGGAUACCGAAUAACGAUAUUAUGACAAUGUAUGCUAUGAUAGAACUAGAACGAUUAAACCAGCAUUAGACAGAAUUAAUACUAAUUAUAAUACGAAAAA
Messenger RNA from Monascus purpureus, 1513 nucleotides. The record is from the annotation of a GenBank genome assembly. Lineage: Eukaryota; Fungi; Ascomycota; Eurotiomycetes; Eurotiales; Aspergillaceae.